Messenger RNA from Tupaia belangeri chinensis (Chinese tree shrew), 3965 nucleotides. It is a transcript of the gene TIE1, whose product is annotated as tyrosine kinase with immunoglobulin like and EGF like domains 1. Gene Ontology annotation, molecular function: transmembrane receptor protein tyrosine kinase activity; protein binding; ATP binding. The coding region runs from base 161 to 3583 and encodes 1140 amino acids. Gene Ontology annotation, cellular component: plasma membrane; signaling receptor complex. NCBI's taxonomy places the organism in Eukaryota, Metazoa, Chordata, Mammalia, Scandentia, Tupaiidae. The transcript has 23 exons. Gene Ontology annotation, biological process: cell surface receptor protein tyrosine kinase signaling pathway; multicellular organism development; protein phosphorylation. The record is from RefSeq and is a predicted model, not a curated record.
CCCCACCCUCUCCCCUUCCAGCCCUCCCACCCAAGCCACCUCAUUUCCUCUUCCUCCCCAGCACCGAUGCACACUGACCAGCACAGGGUGAGUGGUCAGACCCAUCGCAACUGACUCCAGGCCCAGCCUGUCCUGGCUGGCCUGGGUCAGCCUCCGGAGCAUGGUCUGGCUGGGGCCCCCUUUCCUGCUCCCCAUUCUAUUCCUGGCUUCUCAUGUUGGGGGCGCUGUGGACCUGACGCUGCUGGCCGACCUGCGCCUCACCGACCCCCAGCGUUUCUUCCUGACCUGCGUGUCCGGGGAGGCCGGGGCAGGCAGGGGCUCGGACGCCUGGGGCCCGCCGCUGCUGCUGGCGAAGGACGACCGCAUCGUCCGCACCCGCCCGCCAGGGCAGCCGCUGCAUCUGGCACGCAACGGCUCCCACCAGGUCACGCUGCGCGGUUUCUCCAAGCCCUCGCAUCUGGUGGGCAUCUUCUCCUGCGUGGGUGGCACCGGGGCUAGACGCACGCGUGUCGUCUAUGUGCACAACAGCCCUGGAGCCCAUCUGCUCCCAGACAAGGUCACACACACGGUGAACAAAGGCGACACGGCUGUGCUUUCUGCACGUGUGCACAAGGAGAAGCAGACAGAUGUGAUGUGGAAGAGCAACGGGUCCUACUUCUACACGCUGGAUUGGCAUGAGGCCCGGGAUGGGCGGUUCCUGCUGCAGCUCCCCGACCUGCAGCCGGCAUCAAGUGGCAUCUACAGCGCCUCCUACCUGGAAGACAGCCCCCUGGGCAGCGCCUUCUUCCGGCUCAUCGUGCGGGGCUGUGGGGCUGGGCGCUGGGGACCAGGCUGUGCCAAGGAAUGCCCAGCCUGCCUGCAUGGAGGUGUCUGCCAUGACCAUGACGGCGAGUGUGUGUGUCCCCCUGGGUUCACUGGUGCCCGCUGUGAGCAGGCCUGCAGAGAAGGCCGUUUCGGCCAGAGCUGCCAGGAGCAGUGCCCGGGCACAUCAGGCUGCCGGGGCCUAACCUUCUGCCUCCCGGACCCCUAUGGCUGCUCUUGUGGCUCUGGCUGGAGAGGAAGCCAGUGCCAAGAAGCCUGUACCCCUGGUCAUUUUGGGGCUGACUGUCGCCUCCAAUGCCAGUGUCAGAACGGCGGCACAUGUGACCGGUUCCGUGGCUGUGUCUGCCCCUCCGGGUGGCAUGGAAUGCACUGCGAGAAGUCAGACCGGAUCCCCCAGAUCCUCAGUAUGGCCUCAGAACUGGAGUUCAACUUAGAGACAACGCCCCGGAUCAACUGCGCAGCCACAGGCAAUCCCUUCCCGCCAGUGCGGGGCAGCAUGGAGCUCCACAAGCCGGACGGCACCGUGCUUCUGUCCACCAAAGCCAUCGUGGAGCCAGACAGGACCACAGCUGAGUUUGAGGUGCCACGCUUGACUCUUAGGGACAGCGGGUUCUGGGAGUGCCGCGUGUCCACGUCCAGUGGCCACGACAGCCGAAGCUUCAAGGUUAAUGUCAAAGUGCCCCCAGUGCCCCUGACGGCACCUCGGCUCCUGGCCAGACAGAGCCGCCAGCUCGUGGUUUCGCCACUGGUCUCGUUCUCCGGGGAUGGACCCAUCUCCUCUGUCCGCCUGCACUACCGGCCCCAGGGCAGCACCACGGCCUGGUCUGCCAUUGUGGUGGACCCCAGUGAGAAUGUGACGUUGAUGAAUCUGAGGCCAAAGACAGGAUACAGUGUCCGCGUGCAGCUGAGCCGGCCCGGGGAAGGCGGAGAGGGCGCCUGGGGGCCUCCCACCCUCAUGACCACAGACUGUCCUGAGCCCUCGCUGCAGCCCUGGCUGGAGGGCUGGCACGUGGAGGGCCCAGACCGGCUGCGCGUGAGCUGGUCCCUGCCCUCGCCGCCUGGGCCGCUGGUGGGCGACGGUUUCCUGCUGCGCCUGUGGGACGGGGCCCGGGGGCAGGAGCGGCGGGGGGGGGUCUCGUCCCCCCAGGCCCGCACCGCCCUGCUGACGGGACUCACGCCGGGUUCCCACUACCAACUGGAUGUGCGACUCUACCACUGCGCCCUUCUGGGCCCCGCCUCGCCCCCCGCACGCGUGCUUCUGCCCCCCAGCGGGCCUCCAGCCCCGCGGCACCUCCACGCCCAGGCCCUCUCUGACUCUGAGAUCCAGCUGACCUGGCAGCGCCCAGAGGCUCCAGCUGGGCCUAUAUCCAAGUACGUCGUGGAGGUGCAGGUGGCCGGGGGCUCCGGAGACCCACUGUGGAUGGACGUGGACAGGCCUGAGGAGACAAACACCGUCGUCCGUGGCCUCAAUGCCAGCACGCGCUACCUCUUCCGUGUGCGGGCCAGCGUCCAGGGUCUCGGAGACUGGAGCAACACUGUAGAAGAGUCCACCCUGGGCAAUGGGCUGCAGAGUGAGGGCCCAGUCCAAGAGAGCCGGGCGGCCGAAGAGGGCCUGGAUCGGCAGCUGAUCCUGGCUGUGGUGGGCUCCGUGUCUGCCACCUGCCUCACCAUCCUGGCUGCCCUCUUAACCCUGGCAUGCAUCCGCAGAAGCUGCCUGCAUCGGAGACGCACCUUCACCUACCAGUCCGGAUCGGGCGAGGAGACCAUCCUGCAGUUCAGCUCGGGGACCUUGACGCUGACCCGGCGGCCAAAACCGCAGCCUGAGCCCCUGAGCUACCCGGUGCUGGAGUGGGAGGACAUCACCUUCGAGGACCUCAUCGGGGAGGGGAACUUCGGCCAGGUCAUCCGAGCCAUGAUCAAGAAGGACGGGCUCAAAAUGAACGCAGCCAUCAAGAUGCUCAAAGAGUACGCCUCUGAAAAUGACCAUCGUGACUUUGCUGGAGAAUUGGAAGUUCUGUGCAAAUUGGGACAUCACCCCAACAUCAUCAACCUCUUGGGGGCCUGUGAGAACCGAGGUUACUUGUAUAUCGCUAUUGAAUAUGCCCCCUAUGGGAACCUGCUAGAUUUUCUGCGGAAGAGCCGGGUCCUAGAGACUGACCCGGCUUUCGCCCGAGAGCAUGGAACAGCCUCCACCCUCAGCUCCCGGCAGCUGCUGCGUUUUGCCAGUGACGCUGCCAAUGGCAUGCAGUACCUGAGCGAGAAGCAGUUUAUCCACAGGGACCUGGCUGCCCGAAACGUGCUGGUUGGAGAAAACCUGGCCUCCAAGAUUGCAGACUUUGGCCUUUCUCGGGGGGAGGAAGUUUAUGUGAAGAAGACGAUGGGGCGUCUCCCUGUGCGCUGGAUGGCCAUCGAGUCUCUGAACUACAGUGUCUACACCACCAAGAGCGAUGUCUGGUCCUUCGGGGUCCUCCUCUGGGAGAUAGUGAGCCUUGGAGGUACGCCCUACUGCGGCAUGACCUGCGCUGAGCUCUAUGAGAAGCUGCCUCAGGGCUACCGGAUGGAGCAGCCUCGAAACUGUGACGAUGAAGUGUACGAGCUGAUGCGUCAGUGCUGGCGGGACCGUCCGUACGAGCGGCCCCCCUUUGCCCAGAUUGCCCUGCAGUUAGGCCGCAUGCUGGAGGCCAGGAAGGCCUACGUGAACAUGUCGCUGUUUGAGAACUUCACUUAUGCAGGCAUUGACGCCACAGCUGAGGAGGCCUGACUGCCUGCCAUCCAGCCAGGACCUGGCUCUGCUGGACGGAGCAAGCCCUGCCCUCCAACCUGUGCUUUCUGACCCUUACAUCCUUUGGCCUGAGCUGUCUCAAGGAAGUUUAACUUAAGGGAGGGAGAAAAGAGGGAAUCUAGGGAGGGGGUGGGCUUAUGGGAAUUGGGUUCUCAUCCUUUGCCGUCGUUCCCACUGCUUCCUACAUCUGCUUCUUUAGCUGUCCUUCACAUCUUCCCAGUUCAACUGCACCCCAGAUGGGCCCCUACACUCAAACCCCACUUCAGCUCCCCCACCCAAGCCUGCAUUCGCAUCACUAACGUGCCCUGUUCAUUCACUCCCCACUCUCUGCCUUGUAGUCAGAAAAAAUAAAUGCUCUGAG